GAAAAAAAGAAGUUACAGGUGGAAGCUAGUGUCAACGUGGAGCUUAUAAUAAAAACCGUUCAAAUGGUAAAGAUUGCUGUAUCAGAUACUUGCGUCAUGGAAUUAAUCUCUGGGUCAAAUUAAGAACUUUAUGCAUGAACUAUGAGAGGUGUUCUUACGAAAAAGUUUCGCUACAAUUUACUCCAGUUCACUUUCUUGAAGCAACGAUUCCACCAUUCACCUUGCGAACCAGAACUAACUCACUUGAGCUCCUCUCUGUAUAUGAAAAUCUUGCAACUCUGCAUCGAGACAGAAGACCUGAAACAAGGCUGUUUGAUUCACAGCCACAUUAUAAGAAAUGGGUUCGAUUCAAAUCUCCAUUUAAGCACUAAAUUGAUAAUCUUUUACGUAAAAUUUGGUGAAACAAUCAACGCGCGCAAGGUGUUUGAUAGAAUGCCUGAACGAAAUGUGGUAUCAUGGACCGCUCAAAUUUCUGGGUACGCAAAAAAUGGGCAUUACCAAGAUGCAUUGUUAGUUUUCUCACAGAUGGGUCGAGCAGGAGUUAGAGCCAAUCAGUUUACUUAUGGAAGUGUGCUGAGGGCAUGUACUGGUCUGAGGUGUUUGGAGAGAGGGAUGCAAAUACAUGGUUGCAUUCAGAAGAAUAGGUUUAUUGGUAAUCUAUUUGUGCAAAGUGCAUUGGUUGAUCUGCACUCGAAAUGUGGAAACAUGGAGGACGCUCGUUAUUUGUUUGAAACAAUGUCUGAGAGGGAUGUGGUUUCCUGGAAUGCAGUGAUUGGAGGAUAUGCUGCUCAGGAUUUCAAUGAUGAUUCAUUUCGAAUGUUUUAUUCAAUGAUGGGAGAAGGUGUGACCCCUGAUUGUUUCACCUUGGGAAGUGUUUUAAAGGCAUCUAGCAGGGCUAAUAACCUCAUCAAAGUCUGCCAAAUACAUGGAAUUAUCAUACAGCUUGGAUUUGGAUCACAUAUUGAUUUGAAUGGGUCACUCAUUGAUGCAUAUGCAAAAUCUGAAGGCAUGAAAAGUGCUUCUGCUUUAUACAAGAGCAUGUUAAAGAAAGAUGUAAUAUCUUUUACCGCUAUAAUGACUGGAUAUGCACGCAAAUGCAGUUAUAGUAGAGAAGCCCUGGAUCUCUUCAAAGAUAUGCAGCAUAUAUUCAUGGAGAUAGAUGAUGUCACAUUCUGCACCAUGCUUAAUGUAUGUGCUGAUAUAGCAUCUCUUAGCAUCGGAAGACAAAUCCAUGCUCUUGCUAUAAAAUAUAAACCCAGCUAUGAUGUGGCCACCGGCAAUGCUUUGGUUGAUAUGUAUGCAAAAUCUGGAGAAAUUGAAGAUGCAACCCGUGCUUUUUAUGAGAUGAAGGAGAAAAAUGUGAUUUCAUGGACUUCAUUGAUUACUGGCUAUGGGAAGCAUGGAUAUGGGCAUGAAGCAAUUGCUCUAUACAAGAAGAUGGAAUAUGAGGGUUUGAAGCCAAAUGACAUUACAUUUUUGUCUCUCCUCUUUGCUUGCAGUCAUUCAGGAUUGACUGGUGAAGGAUGGGAAUGCUUUAAUAAUAUGAUUACCAAAUACAAUAUACUGCCACGAGCUGAGCAUUAUUCUUGCAUGAUUGAUCUUUUUGCUCGUGGAGGACAGUUGGAAGAAGCUUAUAAUAUGAUAUGCAAGAUGAAUAUUAAGCCCAACUCCUCAUUGUGGGGUGCCAUUCUAGGGGCAUGCAGUAUAUAUGGUCAUAUGUCUCUGGGAGAAGUAGCAGCAACACACCUUUUGCGUAUGGAUCCAGAGAAUUCAGCAAACUAUGUUGUUUUGGCUGGCAUUUAUGCAGCAUCUGGUUCAUGGGACAAGGCUUGCAGGAUGAGAAACUUAAUGGAAUACAGAAGCUUGAAAAAGAUUCCUGGAUACAGCAUUAUACAAUCUACAAACAAGAACAUGAGAAGGCUCCAGCCAAAUUGAGCAGAAAAAGAUUGCUGUCUUGAUUUUCUGUUCCUCUCUCUAGAGAAGUGGAAAUUCUGUGUCAAAUGCUUUCAUCUUAAAUGUUGUAAAAAGUUAUUAUAUAUCUCAUUUAGUAAGAUCAAGUAGUGCUGCUGGUUCACAAUCAGAAGAUUUGGGGUCCUCAGCAUUCAGGUAUAUCUCUUGGACUUGGUGCUUCUAUUUCCGAGUAUAUUUGUGUUCAGCCCAAGUGAUUGACCAUUUCUAAGUGACGGUCCUGAAGGUAUUUGCCAUUUGUCACCUGUGGAGCUGCUGGUCAAACUUGAGCUACUUAUGCUGCAAGCUAUACUUACAACUAGCGAAUGGAAUAUUGAUGCGAAUUUGAGAGACUAGAUCUUGAAAUGAUUAAGCAAGCUGCUUCUUUGGGAGUCAUAUCUAGUUCGGAUCUGUCUCACCUUCGUUAUAGCCUGGUUCGUCAAUUCAGAAAAUUAAUAUAAAUACUUGGGAAAAACAAGUAUGCUUUAUAACAUGGCAUGGGAAGCUCAAAAACAUACUAUAGAUACAGUUACGAGAGGAGCCAAGCGAUUGCUGAGUUGGGGAAAUGCAGACGAUGUUGUUGCUGCUGAUGAUAUGAAGUUUAAGAAAGCGGCUGCAUGGCAGAAAAAGAAACAAUUCCAGUUGCUGUUCUGCAGGAUUGUCUGAGUUCGCUGGUUUAGAGGUGAGAGCACUGCAGUUGACAAUUGACAUUGUUGAACAAAGUUGCUCCUUGUGUUACUGGCUACAACUGUAUCUACUCUGCAACUGAUAUGAAGUUGCUUUUUAUAUUUUCCCUCCAUCAUCUGCAACCUCUUUUUAUUUAAUACCAGCACAGCACUUGACCAUAAUCAUUUUAUGUGCUGCUUGCUAUUUGUUGAAGACCCUUACCUGUACAGCUGUAUACUUCUAAUUCGGUCAUGUAUAUUUUAGGAAGUUAGAUUUUGUUUCUUAUAUUGAGGCUCUGUUUCUUAUAUUGAGGCAUAAUGUUUGCCUUCAAUUUCGUGGUCCACUUUGUAUAUAAACUAUGGCAGCAAUUAAUAAUAAACAAGUCAGAAAUCUAAACUGAA
Ricinus communis (castor bean) is the source of this 3014-nucleotide messenger RNA. RefSeq names its product pentatricopeptide repeat-containing protein At3g20730. Gene Ontology annotation, molecular function: protein binding; RNA binding. Gene Ontology annotation, biological process: RNA modification. The transcript is spliced from 2 exons. Bases 142 to 1935 code for a protein of 597 amino acids. NCBI's taxonomy places the organism in Eukaryota, Viridiplantae, Streptophyta, Magnoliopsida, Malpighiales, Euphorbiaceae. The record is from RefSeq and is a predicted model, not a curated record.